Molecule: messenger RNA, 2489 nt
Organism: Schizophyllum commune H4-8
Lineage: Eukaryota; Fungi; Basidiomycota; Agaricomycetes; Agaricales; Schizophyllaceae
Exons: 4
Coding region: 52-2145 (697 amino acids)
Molecular function (GO): protein binding
Source: RefSeq, a predicted model, not a curated record
GAGGCACCUCAUCUUGUCCUGAACGCUGACCAUCAGUUGUCCUGAACCACCAUGGCGCUGCAAAUACUGGAUCUUCCGGUAGAACUUCUGAUUCGGAUCAUGUUCUACCUGGACAUGCAUUCCCUCAAGGCUGUAGCGCGCGUCAAUAGACAGCUUGCCGUCGUCGCAAGCGCCCCGGUCUUGAAGAAGCACUACGCCAUGAUAACAACUGGAAUGCGCGACGCCUCGGACAGCACAGUGCCGCCAGACGAUGUUCUCGACGAGUUGAAAGCGUACGAAUAUGCCUGGCGCCACUACAAGCCACAAUGCUCUGUUACGUGCUCCGUUCCGCGCAAUACAGUCGGUCUUUACGAGCUAUCUGGCGGAUACAUGUUUCUGGGCGCAGCAGGACGCCGUGCUCUUCACUACAUGCCAUUGCCAAUGCCGAGUCACCCGACGCCACAGUGGUCUCUUCUGACGAUCGGGGAGAACAUCGUUGAUUUUGCACUGGUAGGUCUAUUCCCUGUCACCGGUCUACAAGCCGCUUAUCGCGUGCAGGCCCUUUACGAGCAUAACCUCGUUGUCGCUGUUACGUCUCACUCAGAUGGUCAAGAGGAUAGAGACGUACUAGGGAUUCGACUGAUCGACUUCCCCUCUGGUCGGCCCCAUCCUCUCGCGAAGCAGGACCGCAUCUUUCUUUGCACGUCUCCGUCGGACAGGCAUCAUCCCUUCCUCGGGAUCGAAGUUGUCGGCGACACCAUGGUCAUCGCGACGCAUUACUCGCGCUUUGACGAUGAUAACAUGCCAAGCACGCUCAGCUUUUGGGAUUGGAAGCAAGGAGUGAAGAAGAUGAGCUUCGACGCCCCAAAAUCCAGCUAUACGACCUUCAUCUUCCUCACGGAGGACAUCGUGCUGGUGCCCAACGCGACGAACGGCACUUUCGAGUACUGGCGCAUCUCGACCACGGACCCAAGACACCCAGCCCCGCUCGCGGUCCUGCACCUGCCGCCACUCAGGACUGGAGUGGAGUACCUCGACCUGGCGUGUCGCGCUGAGCCUAACCCGCGAGCGGACGUGCCGAGGGCGUUCCCAGACGCGCCGCCCAAGGGGGCGCGAAGGAGCAGCAACGCGAGACAGACUUCUUCUGCCGGCUCUCAGAGUACCUCUACUGCCGGCUCGGACCGCACUUCUGCUGCCGACACCGGGCGCUCUGAGCCCUCGUUCUACCCCGCCGCGGAGGACGCGAUCUGCGUGUUCCAGGUGCACUUGAUGCGGGAGAUGAACGAGGCGAAUCAGGUGUUGAUCAUGCAGGACCAUAUGCCGCCGAUCAACCAUCUCGUCCUCGUCGUGCACCGGUCGGCGUUUAUGGAUAUCCUGGGGCGCUUGUUGCGCGAUACGAAGGGCGCGAAGGCUGACGCUUGGUCGUCGCCUGCCUGUGAGGGUAUCAAGCCGAUGGAGACCGAGCCUGCUGCAUCAUCGACGACCGACUCCCGCGCGCCCUCAGCCACCGAGCCCCCCUCAUCCUCAACCGACUCCUCACCCGCUGAGCCUCCCUCCCUCCCCUGGUCCGAAUGGGGCCCGCCCGUCUCGCGCUGGCUCGAUUACGCGCGCAUCAACUACAACUGGAUCACGACGAGCUGCGGGCAGCGCAUGGUCGCCACCCCCGCGCCCGAGGUCCAGUUUAGGGACGGAGACGGCUUCGUGGACGUUUACGACUUCAAUCCGUACACGGUAGAGAAAUUGCGGGAGGCCAAGCGGUUGAAGCAGGAGGAGGCGCGUCGGAAGGUGGAGGAAAUGUACCGGAUGGAAGACGAGAUCCUCAAUGGGACUGGCGGAAGUGGCCUUCCCCCUGCCAAGGAAAUGAGUGAAGAAGAAAUAGAACAAGACGUCGUCAGGUUCAUAUUGAGGGAGUUCGCCCCCUCCAGCGCUACCGACGCUGACAGCGACAGCGACGAGGAAGAGCCCGCGAAUACAGGACCGGUCCUCGUCGAUGAGCUCAGCCGUAUGCGAACGCUGUUCGAAGGCAGGUUGGAGUCUCAGCUGCCAUAUAUCAAGACUACAAGCCCCAAUCCACCCUUCUACUCAGGCGUGAUGGCCGACCAUAGGCGGAUUAUCGGUAUGAAGCAGGACGGCGGACGCGAAAUUGAAGUAUCGUGUUUCCUGUGAUCAAGCAAGUUGCGAAUGCGUAAGUACGGGGAUGACGGGAUCUACGAGUAACAUAUUAUUGUCAGAAGACCAAGGAAUGUAUGCGCAACAGUUUCCAGCCGUGUUUGGGGUGAAAAGAGUGGACGGACGUGGCGAGCAGUUAUGGACGGCUGUUUGUCUUUGUGUGUGCAGUUGGCCAUAAAAGUAUCGUACUUAGUCUAGGGCGACUUGAGUGUCAGUAUCGAAGAGGGCCAGCCGUACAUCAUCGGACCGCCUCAGUAGCUGCUCAGAUUAUAUUACUCGGUCGUCGUGCACACCGCCGCAGGACACGCUUUGACCACAUGCAUCUCAUUCAUCGAUGGACG